Molecule: messenger RNA, 1672 nt
Organism: Zophobas morio
Lineage: Eukaryota; Metazoa; Arthropoda; Insecta; Coleoptera; Tenebrionidae
Product: beta-1,3-glucan-binding protein-like
Exons: 6
Coding region: 142-1572 (476 amino acids)
Biological process (GO): carbohydrate metabolic process
Molecular function (GO): hydrolase activity, hydrolyzing O-glycosyl compounds; carbohydrate binding
Source: RefSeq, a predicted model, not a curated record
ACUUAUUUGAAUGGAAAUUCCGAAGACCUUGGCAUGUGUUUUGAACCAGUAGUUAGUUCAGAUGACCGUUUACAUUACGGGUGAUAAACAAUCGUUUAUUUUUGUGAGUUGCGUGUAAAUAGACAUACAAAGAAUCAUAAAAUGAGAUUAUUAGUGCUGUGUUUUAUUACUUUUUUCAAAUAUAGUGCAGGCCAGUUCGAAGUUCCAGAUGCUCUGGUUGAAGUUUUUCGACCUCGAGGUUUACGAGUGUCAAUACCCGAUCAGGAAGGCAUCAAAUUAUUCGCCUUCCAUGCCAAAGUCAACGAAGAAAUGAACGGUAGGGAAGGAGGAACAUUUUCAAGGGACAUAACAAAAGCUAAAAAUGGCCGGUGGACAUUUUACGAUCCUUCCGCAAAACUGAAGGUCGGUGAUGUUAUAUACUACUGGACAUAUGUAGACUACUUCGAUGGUAAAAAUAAACUUGGUUACGCGAAUGACGAUCUACAAUUUGUUGUGAAAGAACUCCUCGAAAAGGAUACAAGCAGCACUAAAGCUCCUACUGUUACUACGCAAACAACAGAAGAAGUCACAGAAUCGUCAGGUUGUAAAUCUAGUCCCACAAAAUUAGGCAACGACGCAACCUGCAGCCAAAAAGUCAUAUUCCACGAGGAUUUCAACAGCUUAGACAAUAACCUGUGGAGUCCCGAAAAUAAAUUCGCAGGAAGUCCGGACUAUGAGUUUGUAGUGUACACCACUAGACGAGAAAAUCUAGAAGUAAACGACGGUCAUUUAAAAAUACGUCCUGUUCUGUCUGAGGAUUUAUUUGGCAAAGGUUAUAUCGAUCGUCGAGUAGAUUUAGGGAUAAAUUGUACAGGUGUUCUUGGCUCUCUUGACUGCGUUCAAGAAGCCAAUGCUUUCCUGAUCCUUCCCCCAGUAGCAUCAGCCCAGAUCUCCACCAAAAAUAAAUUCUCUUUUAAGUUUGGCAAGAUCGAAAUUCGGGCCAAGUUACCAAAAGGGGACUGGAUCUAUCCUGAAUUGUAUUUGAAUCCGCUGAAUGAGCCAUACGGUCCUGACUAUGCUUCUGGACAAAUACGAAUCGCAUUUCUUCCUGGGAACGAACAACUGAAUAGGAAUUUACGAGGUGGUUGCAUUUUAGGGAGUAGUCAAGCCGGGAGGAACUACGGGAUGAAGACUAUUAAGAAAAAUACUGGAACUUGGGGCGACGACUUUCACGUAUUUACUGUUGUCUGGAAACCAGAUCAAAUAACUGUUAGCGUCGAUGAUACAGUGUACGGAAAUAUCUAUGCACCACCAAAAGGGUUUGUCAGUGAAUCCCAUAAUUUAGAAUUAGGUAACGUCGAGAGGUGGAGCUCGGGAACACCGUUCGCACCGUUUGAUAAAGAAAUGUACUUGACUAUUGGAGUUGGUGUUGGUGGUCACGUUUUCCCAGAUCGGAGUGAUGGGACGAAACCAUGGCAAAACAGCGAUGGAAAAGGGCAGAAGAAGUUUUAUAAAGCGACGUCACAGUGGCGACCGUCUUGGACAGAUGCUAGUCUUUUAGAUGUUGAUUAUAUUAAAGUGUCGGCUCUUUAAUGAGUAUAGUGAUCUGUGUGAAGUUAAAAACGUAGUUAAAGUAAGGAACAAAAAGACUGUAUUUUCUUGCAAAAAAGUAAAAAAUAUUAAUUACCAAAAA